Oncorhynchus kisutch (coho salmon) is the source of this 5936-nucleotide messenger RNA. Its product is annotated as protein APCDD1. Gene Ontology annotation, cellular component: plasma membrane. Bases 529 to 2070 code for a protein of 513 amino acids. Gene Ontology annotation, biological process: negative regulation of Wnt signaling pathway. The transcript has 7 exons. The record is from RefSeq and is a predicted model, not a curated record. Gene Ontology annotation, molecular function: Wnt-protein binding. NCBI's taxonomy places the organism in Eukaryota, Metazoa, Chordata, Actinopteri, Salmoniformes, Salmonidae.
GCUAGCUCUCUCCUCUCUACACACACGACGACGCACGGGGGUCCGACUCCGAAACAGAGAUUACCAUAAUGAAACAAAUCUCCUGGAAUAAAGUGGGAUUCUCCGUGGUGUUGCAGGAACAUGAGCGUCUCUCCACAAGUCUAUAUUCCGUUGCAGCACGUUGUUCUAUUUAGUUUGGGGAGACAAAGAAAAACAUGUCGCCAACUUCUGUAGUCGAACAUUUCUUGUUUUGUAAUAGAAGACGAGGCGCACUUAAACUUUAGAUGGAUCGGAGUAUGGGACGUUCGUUUCUUCGUUCUUCGAAGCCGUACAAACACGUAAUGAAAUGAUUCCUUGCGUUGCCGAAAAUUCAGUUGAAUAACAAUUAAACUCAUUAUUCCAACAUCCUCUGAUGUUUGCUGGAUAUCAUUGAGACACAUUAUGGACACGGAAUGUUGGAUUCCAUCAAGUAUUGACUGAGGACGCGCGGUUGAGGAACAUUAACACUCAAUAGAAACAGGCUCAUCACUGUUCCCAAAGUUUACAGGAAUGGGGCCUUCCGUAGUAUUACUCGUCGUUGCGGUUUGCGGUUGGGCUGAAGGUUCGUCCCUCCACUACUCAGAGGGCCGCUCCAACCGCCUGCUGUCCCUGGAUAAGACGUUUGGUCGUCCUGCUAAACACUCUCAGUGUCACCACAUGUUGAAGCAUCUCCACCACGGGGCCCGGAUCACCGUCCAGAUUCCCCCCAACAUAGAGGGACACUGGGUCUCCACCAGCUGUGAGGUACGUCCUGGCCCAGAGUUCCUGACGCGGUCGUACCGGUUCUUCCCCAACAACACGUUCCAGGCCAACCAGUUCUACUACAGGGACAACCACUGCACCACCCCCACCUACACCCUGGUGGUCCGGGGACGGCUGAGGCUCAGACAGGCCUCCUGGAUCAUCAGAGGAGGAACAGAGGCUGACUACCAGAUCCACCGCACACAGGUGGUGUGUCACAGUGCAGAGGUGGCCAAGGACCUGAGCCAGCGGUUGAACUGGAGCUGUCGGGGCGCCAUGAGGAGCAAAGCACCAUGGGAACCCAAUGUAAACUAUGAGCUGUGGAGUGAGGAGGGUGGCUGUGACUGUUCCAGGGAGCUCAACUUCUCCAUGCACGAGUUGCAGCUGCAGCGUGUGGAGAAACAGUACCUCCAUCAUAACGUGGAUCACCUGGUUGAGGAGCUGUUUCUAGGAGACAUCCACACUGAGAAAUCCCAGAGGAUUUAUUAUAGGCCGUCUAGCUAUCAGGCUGCGUUACAACAUGCUAAGAACCAUGACCCCGGCUGCGUCGCCUGUCUUAUCAUCUACCGGUCGGAUGAGUUCCACCCUCCCAUCCUGGCGCCGCGGGUGGACAUGACAGUGGGGCUGACUGGCCAGUGGGUGAGCCAGCGCUGUGAGGUCCGUCCUGAGGUCCUCUUCCUGACCCGUCACUUCCUCUUCCAUGACAACAACCAGACCUGGGAGGGCCACUACUACCACUACUCUGACCCCAUCUGCAAACACCCCUCCUUCAGUAUCUACGCUAGAGGGAGGUACAGCCAAGGGACGCACUCUACUAGAGUUAUGGGAGGCACGGAGUUCGUCUUCAAAGUGAACCACAUGCGUGUGUUGCCCAUGGACCUGGCCACCACUUCUCUCCUCAACGUGUUCAACGGUAACGAGUGUGGCGCCCAGGGCUCCUGGGAGGUCGGAGUUGAACAGGACGUCACCCUGACCAAUGGCUGCGUGGCGUUGGGGAUCCGCCUCCCACACACAGAGUACGAGCUGUUCCGCAUGGAACAGGAUGCCCAUGGACGAUACCUCCUAUACAACGGACAGAGACCCUCGGACGGGUCCAGCCCCAACCGUCCGGAUAAACGAGCGACCUCGUACCAGAUGCCCCUGGUCGAGUGUUCCGCUAGCAGUCAGAGGUCAGAGGGCAUGGGAGAGGAGGAUGAGGACCGACACCUUAGGCUGAGUAAUGGUGGAACACCGUGGAACCAGAACAGCAGGAACUUUGCUGUGGUUCUCACAUCGUUGGUUUCACUUCUGUUGUUCCUUUGCCAUAGUUAAGGAACAGACUGACUGACUAAAGUCUCUAUUUUUUUACAUAGAGACACUGACGAGAGACGUUAGUGUGAAUGUGUACUGUGUACUGUGGAACAUGAGAGAGGAUUCUAUUCUACCCCUGAGAUAACGAACUACUGUAGCUUCUACCCUGUGGGAAAGGAGACUGCUUCUGUGACUUAAACGCACUUGAACUUUUUCAAGGAGCUCUUUUUGGCUCCUUGAACGUUGUGGAAGCUGGGGGUUGACAACGUGGAGGGCGAGUGGAGAGAGGGAGGGUGAGGGGGCGAGGGGAGAGAGGAGGGCGAGUGGAGGUUUGUGGUAUAUGACCUUGUGUAUAUAUAUAUAUAUAUAUAUAUAUAUACACACACACACACACCACACCUUUCAGGCCUUAUUGCUUAACUGUAGAAGCACACUGCUCAAAAAAAUAAAGGGAACACUAAAAUAACACAUCCUAGAUCUGAAUGAAUGAAAUAUGCUUAUUAAAUACUUUUUUCUUUACAUAGUUGAAUGUGCUGACAACAAAAAGCACGCAAAAAUUAUCAAUGGAAAUCAAAUUUAUCAACCCACGGAGGUUCUGGAUUUGGAGUCACACUCAAAAUUAAAAGUGGAAAACCACACUGUGAUUGACUUGGAGUUACAUUGUGUUUAAGUGUUCCCUUUAUUUUUUUUGAGCAGUGUAUCUGGUUGUGUUCAUUUCAGACCCACCUUGUAUCUGUCGGACAGAAGAUGUUUUCUACAGCAAUAUUACAAAUAUCACAUUCUUAUUGGUACGACAAGUAGAUGAAAUAAGAUACAUGUAUAUGUAAAAAGCAAUAAUAUACUAUAUUUCAUUGUUAGAAAAUAAUGAAGAUGAACGUGAGCUCCCAUGUAUGGGUUCAGAGUUGAAAGGGUUCAGAGGUGAAAGGGUUCAGAGGUUAAAGGGUUCAGAGGUUAAAGGGUUCAGAGGUUAAAGGGUUCAGAGGUUAAAGGGUUCAGAGGUGAAAGGGUUCAGAGGUGAAAGGGUUCAGAGGUGAAAGGGUUCAGAGUUGAAAGGGUUCAGGGGUUAAAGGGAAAUACAUUAUCCAUACAAUAGGACUAGGGAUAAUGACAUCACCUACAUUAUCAGAGACUUCCUUGACUAAUAUAACGUAACCAAUAUGCUACUGUUUCGACUCCUCAACCCGAUACCAAAAAAAGAACAAAUGUCAAAUUAAACACCACUUGUUGCUCUAACCCCAUAAAGAAACAUUUCAUGUACAGGUCAGCAGUUAUGCCACAUUUAGAAAUGAUGGUGGGGUUUUGAUUUAUUUAAGUAAAGUAGGGUACUCCUUAAACAACCUCUUCAUCACAGGGUGUACAGUAUGUAUAACAAUUAAAGAAUUGAUACUGUAAACAGUUUAUAAUGGCCUCAUUGAGAUUUGAUAGUGUACACUGGUAAUAAUGGCCUCAUUGAGAUUUGAUAGUGUACACUGGUAAUAAUGGCCUCAUUUUGUUUCAGAGUUUUGUCGUCAGAAGCGUAAACAGCACCAAGUUCAAACAGGGGUGUGGCCAAGUUCAAACAGGGGUGUGGCCAAGUUCAAACAGGGGUGUGGCCAAGUUCAAACAGGGGUGUGGCCAGUGUUUCUGUGCCUGCAGGAUUUUGUUACAGCCUGAUUGUACUAAUCAACUGAUUGGUUCUAGCCAAAGCCUGCACCCACACACUAGCCCUGGCAUAUGUUUCCCCAACCCUGUACAAGCAAUAUAUCAUUAUAUUUAUGAGCACAAGUUUAAUUUGAACCUUUUAUUUAACUAGGCAAGUUAAUUAACAACAAAUUAUUAUUUACAAUGACAGCCUAGAGAGUAGCUAGGGACAGUUGAAGCCCUCUACAGCCUAGAGGGUAGGUAGCUAGGGACAGUUGGCCCAGUUGAAGCCCUCUACAGCCUAGAGGGUAGCUAGGGACAGUUGAAGCCCUCUACAGCCUAGAGGGUAGCUAGGGACAGUUCAAGCCCUCUACAGCCUAGAGGGUAGCUAGGGACAUUUGAAGCCCUCUACAGCCUAGAGGGUAGCUAGGGACAGUUCAAGCCCUCUACAGCCUAGAGGGUAGGUAGCUAGGGACAGUUGGCCCAGUUCAAGCCCUCUACAGCCUAGAGGGUAGCUAGGGACAGUUCAAGCCCUCUACAGCCUAGAGGGUAGCUAGGGACAGUUCAAGCCCUCUACAGCCUAGAGGGUAGCUAGGGACAGUUGAAGCCCUCUACAGCCUAGAGGGUAGCUAGGGACAGUUCAAGCCCUCUACAGCCUAGAGGGUAGGUAGCUAGGGACAGUUGGCCCAGUUCAAGCCCUCUACAGCCUAGAGGGUAGCUAGGGACAGUUCAAGCCCUCUAUAGCCUAGAGGGUAGCUAGGGACAGUUCAAGCCCUCUACAGCCUAGAGGGUAGGUAGCUAGGGACAGUUGGACCAGUUCAAGCCCUCUGCAGCCUAGAGGGUAGGUAGCUAGGGACAUUUCAAGCCCUCUACAGCCUAGAGGGUAGGUAGCUAGGGACAGUUGGCCCAGUUCAAGCCCUCUACAGCCUAGAGGGUAGCUAGGGACAGUUCAAGCCCUCUACAGCUGGAGAGGUUUCUACCUUUACACCAUGUUAUCACCACGACAACCCAGAACACUUACCUUACUAUUUAAAGUUAUCUUGUCUGUGUCACGCCCUGAUCUGUUUCACCUGUCCUUGUGCUUGUCUCGAACCCUCCUCUAGGUGUCGCCCAUUCUCCCCUGGGUACCUCUCCCCAUUCUCCCCUGGGUACCUCUCCCCAUUCUCCCCUGGGUACCUCUCCCCAUUCUCCCCUGGGUACCUCUCCCCAUUCUCCCCUGGGUACCUCUCCCCAUUCUCCCCUGGGUACCUCUACCCAUUCUCCCCUGGGUACCUCUACCCAUUCUCCCCUGGGUACCUCUACCCAUUCUCCCCUGGGUACCUCUACCCAUUCUCCCCUGGGUACCUCUACCCAUUCUCCCCUGGGUACCUCUACCCAUUCUCCCCUGGGUACCUCUACCCAUUCUCCCCUGGGUACCUCUACCCAUUCUCCCCUGGGUACCUCUACCCAUUCUCCCCUGGGUACCUCUACCCAUUCUCCCCUGGGUACCUCUACCCAUUCUCCCCUGGGUACCUCUACCCAUUCUCCCCUGGGUACCUCUACCCAUUCUCCCCUGGGUACCUCUACCCAUUCUCCCCUGGGUACCUCUACCCAUUCUCCCCUGGGUACUUGUUCUCUGUCGGUUGCCAGUUUGUCAAGUCAACCUGUAUCAGCUACUGCUUUUCCCCAGUCUCUAUUUCUCGCUCUCCUGGUUUUGACCUUUGCCUGUCCUGACCCUGCCUGCAGUCCUGUACCUUUGACACUACUCUUGAUUACCGACCCCUGCCUGACCUGACCCUGCAGUCCUGUACCUUGGCCCCUACUCUUGAUUAUCGACCCCUGCCUGACCUGACCCUGACUGCAGUCCUGUACCUUGGCCUCUACUCUUGAUUACCGACCCCUGCCUGACCUGACCUGUUGUUUUCCUUCCCCUUGCUGCUGUAAUACACAUUGUUACUUCAACACAGUCUGCAUUUGAGUCUUACCUGAAACGUGAUAGUCUGAUUGUGAGAGUUAUUGACUGAGCCUCAUAAAAUGAGUGCUGAUCUAGGAUCAGGUCCCCCCCCUGUCCAUGUAAUCUUUUUCUUAUUCAUGAAGAUCUUAAAAAUAUAUAUCAUUUAUAUCAUAUUUUUUAUCAAAUGUAUUAUUUUAGCUGGAAAGUUCACCGCUUCUGAUGUUUUGAAUAGAAAUGGUCAUUCAGCCAUUAUUGAUAUAUUGUUUUAAACUGAAACAUGUAUUAGUUUGUCUAAUUUGAAUAAACCCUGUUUGAUUUGAUCUGUAUCAACGUC